Spinacia oleracea (spinach) is the source of this 582-nucleotide messenger RNA. Its product is annotated as protein FAR1-RELATED SEQUENCE 5-like. Bases 22 to 582 code for a protein of 186 amino acids. NCBI's taxonomy places the organism in Eukaryota, Viridiplantae, Streptophyta, Magnoliopsida, Caryophyllales, Amaranthaceae. The transcript is spliced from 2 exons. The record is from RefSeq and is a predicted model, not a curated record.
AGAUCAGUAUUCUUUCGAGCAAUGGCAUCAGAAUUUCAUCAUAGUUCGUCCUCAUCAUUGACGGAAUCAAAUUCUGUUGUGGAUAAUGAACAAUAUGCAAGUUGUUCUAAUUCAAAUGUGGCUGUUACUCCUGAAGUAAUUCCUAUAUUAAGUCCAGGGGGAACGAGAGAAUGGAUUCCAUGUUGUUCUGAUGAGUUAAAACCUGUUGUAGGGAUGAAAUUUAUGAGUGUCGAAGAGGGUAUUUCAUUUUAUAAAGCAUAUUCAAAAGCUGCUGGUUUUGUGAUGAGGAAAUCUACUGCUACAAAAAGGAAGGCACUAGACGUUAUUGCUUUUCAGUAUUGUUUAUGCAACAAGGCUGGUUUCAAAGAAAAAGCAAUAGUUAAGGUUGGAGGCAUGCCAAAUGUUAAAAAAGGGGAAGGUAAUGAAGAUAAAGUACCUAUACCUCGAAGAAGGCUAGUUACUCGUGUUGGUUGCAAGGCUCGGAUGGUUAUGAAGUAUAAAAAUGAAGGUUUUUAUGUGGUGACUGAAUUCCGAGAGCCACAUGUUCAUGCUCUUUACACCCCGGGUUGUCUAAAAUUUUAG